This is a messenger RNA of Cataglyphis hispanica, 2650 nucleotides long. Its product is annotated as ras-related protein Rac1-like. Lineage: Eukaryota; Metazoa; Arthropoda; Insecta; Hymenoptera; Formicidae. Gene Ontology annotation, biological process: small GTPase-mediated signal transduction. The record is from RefSeq and is a predicted model, not a curated record. Gene Ontology annotation, molecular function: GTPase activity; GTP binding. The transcript has 3 exons. Bases 342 to 1223 code for a protein of 293 amino acids.
UGGUCCGCCGCGCGAUCACAAUUGGUUCGCGCUCACUCUCGUCAGUUCCCAUUGUUUUCCAUCAUCGUCGCCGUCUGUCUUGGUCUGUCCAUUUGCCCUGUUACGGUCCCAUAGCAGCAUCCCGACGGUAUAUUUUGCGUCCACCGAAGAUCACACCGGAUCAACCAGUGGCCAAUGAUCUUGUUCCUGGAGACAUGACAAGCGCGACGACGCGACGCUGCUCCGGAACAGCAUUAUCCUGAAGUAAAGCAACGACGUCGUCCACAUCGGCGCCGAGGAGGAGGUCGAGAAGAAUUACAAGGAGGGAUCCGUCGCAUUCGCGGAGUAGCCUCAUCUGACGCAUGAAAGGUCGGGGCUGCGGUAAGAUCAAGAACGAGACAAUGCCGCCGUCCUCGCACACCAACUGGACGAGGCCGUUGCUCAAGGGCGGACAGACCAUGCAGAUGCAGAUCACUAAACAACAGCAGCAACAGCCGAUGACGACGAUGGUGACGAUGGCGACGGCAACGACAACUUCAUCGUCGACAGCUAUAGGUACUGGAGCACAAAAUCAAAGUGUGACGGAGCAGCCUGCGACACCGCUCGACAAAAGGAUCAAAGUGGUCUUGGUGGGCGAUGGUGCGGUCGGCAAGACCAGCUUGGUGGUUUCGUACUCUACCAACGGUUUUCCUGGGGAAUAUGUGCCAACUGCGUUUGACAAUUAUAAUGUGGUUGUAAAUGUCGAUGGCCAACCGCUGAAUGUUCAGCUAUGUGAUACAGCAGGCCAGGACGACUUUGAUCCCUUGAGAUCAUUGUGCUAUCCCGAGACAGAUGUGUUCCUAGUUUGCUUCAGCGUUGUAUGUCCUUCCUCUUAUCACAGCGUGGCUUCUAGAUGGAUCAAUGAAGUGCGCAAAUAUUGCCCCAGUGCUCCAAUUAUUUUGGUAGGAACGAAAAGUGACCUAAGAUCGGAUGUACGUCUGAUGCUGCAACUGGCGAGAUACGGUCAGGCGCCAAUCACCACUAUCCAGGGUCAUCAGUUGGCGCGGAGACUAGGCGCCGUCAAUUACGUCGAAACAUCCGCGUUAACGCAACACGACCUCAAGGAGGCCUUCGAUCAAGCGAUAGUCAGUGCCCUCAAUACGCGACGCGGAGGCGCCAAUUUAUUGUAUCGUCGUAGGAAGCCGCCCCCGUUGUGGCGUAGAUGGUUAUGCUGCUGGGAACGCCCGUCUUCGAGCGAGACCUAAAGUAACAAUCCUGUUAUAAGUGAGAUAGACUCUAUACUUUUUUAGAAUCCCUCUGUGAUCAUAGGCAGUCGCUCUCCUCUUUGUCAGAAUCAACCUGUCCCUCCCUAUUAGCAUGGUAUACUGGGUAGCUAAGUACAUUAAAGAUUAUCUCGACAUACAAAGAGAGGCAGUUGAUACUUUGUUAUUUAGAUUUUAGACGAGACAAGAUUAUUAAUAGAUAUUUCCGUGCGCGAAAAUAAACAUCGAGGGCAGCCCUAUUACACGCGACACUUUAACAUAAUUCGCUCAUCUGCACGGAUUGCCUAUUAUAUUUUUUAUAUGCGUUAAAUAUUUUACGAACUAACAAACUGCCAGAAUAAUAUGCCAAAUAGGAUAUUAUCUAGAAAACCGAAAAUAUGAUGCCUAAUUGAAUAAUUAGUAUUUAAGGAUUGCUUAUCGCACACGCGACAAUAUAUUGAGCAAAGAUCUAGACAUUAUUGGGAGUAAAUUGUUUAUCGAAUUACAAUUCUGACAGACGGAGCGAGCGAGUGCUGCCUUCGUAAAAUUCCUGAAGCCGCACAUAAGUGUGGUAUAAUUUAUUGUAUAAUAUUAAUCAUAUUUUUGUUAUACUAGCAUAGUAAUUGGCUACUCGCUGGUUGUGAUUUUCGUACAUGUAAUAUCUUUGUUUAAAUUGUUGCGGUAAAGAUUAAUUCUUUCCCACCUUUUCUCCCUCUGUUUCUCUCUCUCUCUUUCUCUCUCUUUACCGAGGAUUUUAGGUGGUUCUUUUAACCACGUGUGGUGUAUAACAAUUGUAUAUUCUUUUUACUUGUUGCGACAUUAUAUAUAUAUAUAUGUAUAUAUAUAUAUAUAUAUAUAUAUAUAUAUAUAUGUAUGUAUAUAAAUAUAAAUAUAUAUAUAUAUAUUUAUUUUUUAAUAUCUUUGAUAUAUUGGUAUUUUAGUAGAAUGUAAUAGUAACUUUAAAAUAUCAUGUUACACUUUCGCAGAUCGACGAUAACCGCGUGACAUCACACAUAUAUACACAAAAUAUAUAUAUAGCGUAAGCGAUAUUGAUAACAAUGAUAUUUAGUAAGACGCGUUUUUGAUAUAAAUAUAUGUGAUGUAGUAGUAUGAAUUUGUACGAGCGAUAUAUCAAUGACGAUAGAGGUACAUUAAUAAUUAGCGCGAAAAUACAUCCGUGGUAUUUGACGAUUUACAUUAUUUGUACUUCAAGUUGCUAUGAAAGUUGCUGUGAUCUUAAUUGAAAUUUUCUUCCGGAUAUUUUAUGGAUGUGUAUUGCAUAUGAAAUUAUACGCGAAUAAGACUGCAUAAGAUUCAAAACGAUAAAAUGCAUAAUAUCACAGACUUAAUUUGCUGUAAUUCAUUUUUAUAUCAUGUGUGGCGCAUCAAAAAUAAAUUGUAUAUAAAUAUUUAUUCAUCACAAAUGAAAA